Alternaria rosae is the source of this 2529-nucleotide messenger RNA. Its product is annotated as stress-activated map kinase interacting protein 1-domain-containing protein. Gene Ontology annotation, molecular function: phosphatidylinositol-4,5-bisphosphate binding. Bases 1 to 2529 code for a protein of 842 amino acids. The transcript has 3 exons. The record is from RefSeq and is a predicted model, not a curated record. NCBI's taxonomy places the organism in Eukaryota, Fungi, Ascomycota, Dothideomycetes, Pleosporales, Pleosporaceae. Gene Ontology annotation, cellular component: plasma membrane; cytoplasm; TORC2 complex. Gene Ontology annotation, biological process: TORC2 signaling.
AUGUCGCUCCUUCAGAACGAAGACUUUGUGCUAUAUCAGCUUCGAACCGCGUACCUCUCCUCGAUCAAAGACGGCGUAGGCGAACGAUUGAUCAAUGUAGACUCGAGCGUCCUGAACAACCCCGCGUUUCGCGCCGCGGGCUGGGUUCCCAAUGCCGCUGACAUCAAGCGCACCUACUCCCCACCAAUACCCACCGCGAUCACUUCGGAAUACUUCCAGGCCCCGCGGUCAGCUGGCCUGAAGUCGCCUGAGGGCUUUGGCGAAGAUGACGACGAGGGUGGCAUGGUCACUGGAGGGGCAAGCAACGAUACGGUCGGACCUACGCUCAAUGCGAAACGGAGGCGGAGGAAGGAACAGCUGGAAGAAGAUGAUAGCAGUGACUUGAGCGAUGAGAGCGACGACGACGACGAUGCGCAAAGACCAGCCAACCAGAUCAAGUUCACCAAAAUGCCGCUGCGGACGCGCUCAGGAUCGUCGCCCAUGCCUGGGUCAGCCCUACGCAAUGAGCUGGCAGAAGCUGGAGAAGGCCCUUCACUCAUGAUCACGUCUCCAUCACGGCCGCCGGACGACGUAUUGCGAAGAGGAUCUUUGGGCACCGUGGAUGCGGGCAAGAGCCGACCAAGAAGGGACACCAUAACUAGCAGUGAGAUGUCUUCGGAGAACGAGUUUGAUAACUCGUCAUUCAGAAAGAGAAGAGUCAACCCGCGCAAAGCCGCAGGUGCGAGCCAAUUGCUUUCCAAGCGCAUUGAAGAAGACUCAGGGGAGGCUGUCGGCGCACGCGCACGCCUGGAAGCUCUAGACGAAGGGGAUGAAUCAGACGACUCCCUCACAUCCGAAUUCUCUGGAUCCGACGAUAGCGCGUCUCUCAUCGGUGCAGGAGGUGAUCCGCUGGACUCCUCUCCCGCAGGUGGCGACCUUCCCACCAUGCCCGGCUUGACGCCCUUCCAAAACAUGUCGCCGAAAAAGAAGAAGGAGCCAAUCGCACCAACAUUACAGGCACUGCCUCCACCGCGACCCAUCAGCUUCGUACUGCCAGUGAGCGCGUUGACCCAAGCACUACGAGCGAAGGAGCAAAAGCCAUCGAAUCCGCUACAGCGCUUUGCCAUGUGGAACGCUGCUAGCGAAGCUCAGCAAAACCCUCUAUACAUCAAACUUUACUGUCCAUUCUCUUCGAAACCUUCAAAGCCUGUCGAGCUGCUGAUCCGGAAGUUCAGUGACAAAGGCGAGGGUCCUACUGUCGCGGAAGCAAUCGGAUAUGCACUACAUCGAUAUCAGGAAGAGAAGUUGGAACCGCCGCUAUCGCCCGAACAGAUGAAUGUCAACCGCUGGGUCAUGCGCAUGUACGAUGACGGCGAGGUUGACGACGAGUUCCCACCUUUGACAAGGAACAAGCCGUUGAAAGACUUCGCUUCGAACAACGCCCGUGGUAUGCGUCCACGAGCACGAGAUAAACCAUGGGAUGAGUUCGCACUUGUUGAGGCAUCUCAACGAGAGUUUGGCGAGAACGAGAAGCUCACCCCAAUCUACAGUCAAGAGGCAGCUAGUGCAGUCGCGUCGCAAACCGAUGGCCCCGACGAGAAAGAAGAGAAGAAGCCCCUCAAGCCUCUUCCAAGUCGCGCGAAGAGCUUCAGGAAUCCUAUUACUGGCCCUUCGUUUGCGCCCACUGCGACGCGCAAAGAUACUAGUAAUCUUGCCGACGUACCAAAAAUCCCACAAACACAUGCUGCUAGCCGCAUGGGAGCCCCCAAGACAGUCAACGUCCACUUCACCGACGAAAAUUUCAACACGAAACACUUCAACAUACCCUGCACCACUGACACUUACAUUGCUGAUAUCUUCGAUCAAGUAUGCCACGACUUGCGCUUAGAGAAAGCUUUGUAUAUCCUCAAAGUUAGCGGCAGCACUACGGUAGCGCCACCUGACCGUACUGUAGAGGCUCUGGACACACGGAUGGAUCUGGAUCUCGUGCGUCGUCGUUUCGUGGGCGAUGGUGUCUACGGGCUUUCGGGAUCGCCAGGGUCGUCAUCACCCAAUGCACCACUCAUCAUCAGUACCGGUGGCGCGCCGAAGAAGACAAAGAAGGGCGACCGCACCAACGCCGCUGUCUCUGGCCAAGGUCUCAUCCAUCCACUCGCCAGGAAUGGCGACUCUGGUGCUCUGGCUCUCACAGCGACAAACUACUACCGCCGCUAUGCCGUCCUUCGCAAACAGCCCAUGUCCUUCGCCUCUUCUACAUCUCGCAUCAUUGCUCUCGAUAAUGAGUACAUCCAUAUUAUGCCCGGAGAGUCCAAGACAGGAGCGCGAGGCGGCUUUGGAAUUGAGGGCCAGGGCAAGACGACUACUGUGCAUUUCAGCAGUGUGGUCGGUAGCAAGGUCAGCAAGAAGCAUCCCAAGAUGUUCCGGGUCAUCGUAUUCAAGGAGCGCGAGACGAAACGAUAUGAUUUCGAAGCCCAGAGUACAAAUGAGGCAGUGGAGAUCGUCAGGGAAAUCAAGAACGGUGUCGAGAGAUUCUCGCAAGGCAUCGUAUGA